CGGCGCUCCGCGCUCUGCGGGGCAAACCUACGAUGCGCCACGGACCUCGCCUACGUCGUUCGGGCGCAGGCCCUGAGGAAUCACAGAGUACUCGCGCGGUUACCACAGGUCAUCACUGCCAUGCGCGACACCACCCCGGCCGCCCUCGGCACCGACAGUCGUCAAAUGCAGGCCAGCGGACGCAGCGAGAUAGGAGGCGCGGCCAGGUUAGGGCACUUCGGGCUCGCAGACAGGGACGUGGAUUGGAUCGCGCACAUGACAGGCCUCGGUAGGCCACCAGAGAGGCAUUGCGACUGGCACUCCUCGCUCCUGGCCGCGGGCGUUGCACUCAACGGCUUCCGUGCUAUGGUAGAGUGGUGGGACAGGCGGAAGGUUGCGACGAUCGGUGAUGCGCUCCGCAUCCUGCGAGAAGAGGCGCAGGUCCUUUCUCACCGCGGCGGCCUGAACGUCCCUGCCCCCCAGGAAUGGGGUUACCUGCGUGCUCGGCUUCAGGGGCACCUGGUUGACCUCGCGGACCCGCGCGGCUGGGCGCGGGCCGACGCCAUUCUGGGGCCGCAAGGGGCAGGCGCGACGCCCCCCCGCGGACCGCGAGGGCCCCCGGCACCCCAGGGGACCCCCCAAGCCCGACACACGGACGCUGACGGCAGCGCCAUCCUGCACACGGGCCACCGCAUCCUCACCGGCUCCAAUGUGCGCAUUUUGCCACGCCCAAUCCCACGCCAGCCUGAAUGGCGCACAGUUUUGACCAUCCACGGCAUUGCUAGCACCCUGGGCCGCAGGGGCCAAGCCGACGAGAGCGCCACCGCUCCACCCGCUGCCUUGCCCGACGAUGGCUCGGUGGACGGCGCCGCGGCGCAAAGGGCACGCGACGUGCUGAGGGGCGUUCCGAGCCCUGGGGCCAACCAGGGCCAGUGGUUUUCGGCAGUGAUGUGGCUCAUCUUGCGCCCCCAUUACCGCUCCCUGCUGCGGCCGCUGCUCGUGCGGAGACGGUUCGACGGGGGGCCCUUCGACGUGGUCGCAAGAUGGCUCAGUCGUGCAGCGGUGCUCUCGCCCGCGCAGCUCGCGAGUGUCGCGACG
Molecule: messenger RNA, 1077 nt
Organism: Prorocentrum cordatum
Lineage: Eukaryota; Dinophyceae; Prorocentrales; Prorocentraceae
Source: the annotation of a GenBank genome assembly